This is a messenger RNA of Myzus persicae (green peach aphid), 2208 nucleotides long. RefSeq names its product alpha-soluble NSF attachment protein (gene alphaSnap). The record is from RefSeq and is a predicted model, not a curated record. Bases 287 to 1165 code for a protein of 292 amino acids. Gene Ontology annotation, cellular component: SNARE complex; vacuolar membrane. Gene Ontology annotation, molecular function: soluble NSF attachment protein activity; syntaxin binding. Gene Ontology annotation, biological process: SNARE complex disassembly; intracellular protein transport. The transcript is spliced from 5 exons. NCBI's taxonomy places the organism in Eukaryota, Metazoa, Arthropoda, Insecta, Hemiptera, Aphididae.
CGACAGUCAGCACUGAGUUAGUGUCUGUUCGGUGAAUUAUAGUGCGCUUUACUUUGUCGUCGUUUCGUAACAACUAAUAGCUACAAAGCGAUCGAUCUAUUUUGCUGGAUUGCAGUACAAUCACGAUCAUCACUGGCUUGUGGUAAAGAAAAGUGCGAUAAAAAAAAUAAAUACCCAUAACUGUUUGCCUGCGCGCAUUAACAAGUUAAUAUAACAAAAAAAGUCUUUGCUCUACUUAGUGCGUUUUCAGUUUUUUCAUAUUUUUUCUGACCGUUCAAAAGUCGACAUGUCGAGUAACGAGGAAAAAGCCAUGGCCCUGUUAACCGAAGCGGAUAAGAAACUCAACUCGUCAAAAGGAUUGUUUUCUUCAUUAUUCGGGAAUGUUUCUAAGGUAGAAGAUGCAAUUGAUUGCUAUCAACGUGCUGCAAAUUUAUUUAAGAUGGCGAAAAAAUGGUCACAAGCUGGUAGAGCAUUUAUUUUGGCAGCCGAUCUCAACUCUAAAUCAGGCCGUAAACAUGAUGCUGCUACAAAUUAUGUAGACGCAGCAAACUGCUUUAAGAAAACUGAUCCGAAUGAAGCUGCAAUGUGUCUGGAAAAAGCUAUCGACAUCUAUACAGAUAUGGGUCGUUUUACAAUGGCUGCAAAACAACAUCAAAAUAUAGCGGAAAUGUAUGAGACUGAAGCUGUUGAUCUAGAACGUGCUAUAACCAACUAUGAAAAGGCCUCAGAUUAUUUUAUGGCUGAAGAAAGCAAGAGUUCAGCUAACAAAUGCAAACUCAAGGUGGCACAGUAUGCUGCACAACUGGAAGAUUAUGACCGAGCCAUUCAGAUAUAUGAAGAGGUUGCUGGGACAUCAUUGGACAGUUCUUUGUUGAAGUACAGCGCAAAAGAAUAUUACUUCCGAGCAGCUUUAUGUCAUUUGUGUGUUGAUGUUCUUAAUGCUCAACUGGCCAUGAAUCAGUACACUGAACGAUACCCGGCAUUCCAAGAUAGUAGAGAAUACAAAUUACUACAGGUGUUGUUAAACCACAUUCAAGAGCAAAAUGCUGAUGGUUUUACUGAAGCUGUUAAAGAUUACGAUUCCAUAUCACGGUUGGACCAAUGGUAUACAACAAUACUAUUGCGCAUUAAGAAACUGGUAAAUGAUACUCCAGAUUUGCGUUAACUUUGUUUAUGAAUAAGUACAUAUUUUUAAAUUCCUUAAUUUAUAAAUUUACUCUCAUAGAAAGCAACCAAAAAAAAAGUGUACGGUAUUUGUGUAUGUUUUUAUUCCUUGCACAUACUAAAAGUCAGGAAAUGAAACUUAUAUAAUAUAAUGUAAUAUUUUUUUUUGCACUGCAUGUUUACAACUUUGCGGUUUUGUUUAAAUGGUAUUCAACUAUUUAAUUAUUGAAAAUCAUUUAAAAAAGACCUAGAUUUGACAGAUAACAUUUUUUUUGGUGUUAACAGAUUUGUUAUAAAAUGUCCUAACCUAGUAUUUUAUAAUAUUUAAAAAAUUAGCCUACAUUCCUUUCUGUAUGUUAAAUGUCGAUUUGCAAUGUCGCUUGUUAUUCUAUUUGGUGCAGCUACCUAUCAUGUUUGACUAAAAGCACUUGUGUUUGUUUACUGAACGAUUUGCAAAAAUGUUUUCAAAAAGAAAAGAAAAAAUUAGCUUAAUGAAAUUGAUUAUCCUAAUUAUUAUAUUUUUUUUUUACCAAUCAUAUCGUAUUUACAUCGAGUAUGGAUAAAAUAUACAUUAUACGUGUAUUAAAAAUCGAACAGCAAAAAAAUAUAUUAAUAAUACAAUUAAUGUAAUAUAGAAUGUCUAGAUGAGCUACGUUGUAUAGAAAAAAUCGUAGGCUUAUUAUGUGUUGCCGUAGACAAGUAUAAUACACUUAUAUGACUAAUUUCAUCGUAUAUUAUAUUAUAUUCAUAUUAUUAACCAAUAUUGUUAAUGUUUAUUAUUAUUAAUUUUUUUUUAAUUGUAAAUAGAAUAUUGUUACAAAUUUUUUUUUAUCUAAAAUUUACCUUGAAAUUUGUUUUAUGACUAUUAUAUGACUGUUUCAACUUUAUUAGUUAUCUAUUAAUGGUGUUGAUUAUGUUGUUUAAAUUUAUAAAGAUAUUAUUAUUACUAUUAUUGAAUUGUGUACAUAUAUGUUUUUUUAAGUUUAGCAUCAUAGAAUUUGGAACCGAAAAUAGAUAUUUCAAAAAAUAUUAUGAUAAUGCACU